Cuscuta campestris is the source of this 519-nucleotide messenger RNA. Lineage: Eukaryota; Viridiplantae; Streptophyta; Magnoliopsida; Solanales; Convolvulaceae. The record is from the annotation of a GenBank genome assembly.
GCCACCAUGUCCGAGAAAACACCCGUCACCGGCGCACCAUCAUCUUCACCGACUCCCCACUUGGCUUUCACGACCAUCUCCAACGUGAAGCUCCAUGUUCUGAUCCUUCUCAGCUUCUCCGAGCCCAACUACAAAAAGUGGAGUCGGCUCUUUCUUCUUCUCAUCCGCCGGUUCUCUCUUGGUGAUUUUCUCACCGGCAAGUCUACUCCGUCUAGCGCCGACGACUCCGAGUGGUUUCAACUCGACGCCCUCAUUCAAGGAUGGAUACUAUCAACGGUGAAUGACGAAGUUUGCGAUCUUGUCCUCUCCACCACCAACUCGGCUUCGGAGUUAUGGCAAACAAUCUACAAUCUCUUCCACGACAACAAGGCGGCCCGAGCCAUCCAACUUGAGCACCAAUUCCGCACUACAACGAAGGGCUCACUCUCCAUGGCCGUCUAUUGCCAAACCCUACGGAACCUAGCCGAUUGGUUGGACGACGUUGAUGCCACCGUCUCCGAGCAACAACUAGUCCUACAG